Tetrapisispora phaffii CBS 4417 is the source of this 1020-nucleotide messenger RNA. It is a transcript of the gene HEK2, whose product is annotated as Hek2p. Gene Ontology annotation, biological process: 3'-UTR-mediated mRNA stabilization. Gene Ontology annotation, molecular function: mRNA 3'-UTR AU-rich region binding. The coding region runs from base 1 to 1020 and encodes 339 amino acids. Lineage: Eukaryota; Fungi; Ascomycota; Saccharomycetes; Saccharomycetales; Saccharomycetaceae. The transcript has a single exon. Gene Ontology annotation, cellular component: cytoplasm; nucleus. The record is from RefSeq and is a predicted model, not a curated record.
AUGUCUGAUUCUACUACUCCUUCUACUACUCAACCAUUAGUCACUGAUGAGAACAUCGCUGAUCAUGUCAUCUCCCAAAGGUUAUUACUAUCUUUGGAUGAAGCUGGUGCAAUCAUUGGUCAACAAGGUGCUACCAUCGAAAAAAUCAAAGAAGAUAACAAUGUCACCAUUAAUAUUUCUGACAGCAAGCCAAACUGUUCAGACAGAGUCUUAACCUCCACUGGUAAGAUUCAGGAUGUUGCCAAUUCCAUUGGUGACGUUUGUAGAGUCUUAGCUUCAACUGCUGUUGAAGAUUCUGAGUCCGAGGAAAAAGUCAGUUCUGAAGUCUCCCCAUACUUCUUCCUAAGGUUCAGAUUACCAAAACCAUCUGUUGAAGAAAUGAAAGAAACUCCAGAUAAAUUAAAGGACAUUGUCAACAUUAGAGUCUUAGUUACGAGAUCUCAAUGUUCUGCUAUCAUCGGUAAAAACGGUGACAGAAUUAAAUCUUACAUCAAUGACUUCGGUGUCAAGAUGUUAGCCACUAACAACUUCUUACCAAGAUCUAACGAAAGAUUAUUAGAAAUUCAAGGUUUCCCAGUCGCCAUUACUAAAGUUUUAACUGCUGUCGACACUUUAGUCGCUAAGGAAGUUGUCCCACCAACUAACCCAGCUAGAGAAUAUUACACUCCAUACAACCGUAACUCUAGCCAAGGUGCACAAAGUACAGGUUCUGCUAACAGAACCAGAACUCCAAUUAGAAGAACCGGUGAAGAAUUCAAGAAGUUGGUUAACAUCCCAGAAACUUAUGUUGGUGCUAUUGUCGGUAGAUCCGGUAACAGAAUUGCUAACUUAAGAAGAGCUACAAGAACAUCUAUUGAUAUUGGUAAGAGAAGUGAAGAAGAAGUUGCUAGUGAAACUGAAAGAGUCUUUGAAAUUGUCGGUAGCAGAAUGAUCGAUGUUGAAAGAGCUGAAACCAUGUUAUUAAAGAAUUUGGAAACUGAAGUGAAAAGAAGAGCUGAACAAGUCGAAGACGCUGUCUAA